UUAGUGCAUGGUCAUACAACCGGGUCCGGAUGACAUAUAAUUGGGCCCAGAAAGUAUGGCCGUUGCAGGGUUAUUCGGCCCAUCAUCAUAGUCGUUGAGAGCCCAUAAAGAACCGUGUCGUUUUGACAGAGUGCCUGCAUAAUUUGCUAGAAAAUCCAGUUUUUGGCUCGUGUAAGUAGAAACAAGAAACGUGCAUGCCGCAGCUGUAUGAAGCGCUGAUACAGAAAUGCAUCUCCAUAACCACAUUGAAGAAAGCACGCCGGUUACAUGCUCUAAUCCUAACUACCACCACAGUAGACGAUGCACAAUCUCCAUACCUCAACAACAACCUCAUCUCAUUGUACGCUCGAUGUGGCUCGCCCAGCGACGCACAGGUGGUGUUCGACAAAAUGCCUCAAAGAAACACUGUUUCCUUCAAUGCUCUCAUUGCUGGCUAUUCUCGAAUCCAGAAACGUGCUGUUUCGGCCCUCGAACUGUUUCACCAGAUGGAGAAUGAAGGUCUAAGGCCUAAUGGGUCCACAUGCACCAGUGUCCUGCAAGCUUGUUCUUCGCUUGAGGAUAGGUUCAUGGGGGAACUAUGUCAUGCCCAGGUAUUGAAGUUAGGGUUUUUGAAUGAAACGCGUGUUCAAACUUCUCUGCUUGGAAUGUACUCAAAUUGUGGGGAUAUGGAGGCUGCCAGAGAAGUUUUUAGUUGCAUAGGUGAGAGAGAUGUUGUUGCUUGGAAUUCUUUGAUAUAUGGGAAUUUGAAGAAUGAUAACAUAAACGAAGGGUUUUAUUUAUCUAGUGCAAUGGUGAGAUCAGGUGUUAGUCGAACACAAUUCACAUACUCAAUGUUCUUGAAUGCCUGUGGAAGAUUGGGAGAAUAUAGUUGUGGCCAAGUCAUUCAUGCCCAGCUUAUUGUUUCAAAUGUCUUAGCUGACUUGCCCCUGCAAAAUUCUUUGCUAGAUAUGUACUCGAGUUGCGGUGAUAUGAAAACAGCUUUUGAUGUCUUUGAUAGAAUGGAAAACAUGGAUUUGGUUUCGUGGAACUCGAUCAUAUCUGGGUAUUCAGAAAAUGGAGAUGGAGAGAUGGCCAUUAAUUUGUUUCUGGAAUUGCUAGGAAUGUCUCUUCCUAAGCCCGAUGAGUAUACUUUUGCAGCCAUUGUUUCUGCGACUAGUUCAUUCCCUGCUUCUGAUUAUGGGAAACCUAUACAUGCCCAAAUUGUGAGACAAGGAUUCGAAAGGAGUAUCUUUGUUGGAAGUACUCUUGUGUCUAUGUAUUUCAAAAGUGGGGAGACGGAAUCUGCACAGCAGGUUUUCAAUUUGAUUUCGAAAAAGGAUGUUGUUAUCUGGACAGAGAUGAUUGUGGGUCAUUCUAGAUUGGCUGAAGGGGAAAGAGCAAUUAAAUUUUUCUAUGAUAUGUGUGGGGAAGGCCAUAAGAUUGACAGCUUUGCCCUUAGUGGAGUUAUAAGUGCAUGUGCUGACCUUUCAAUAUUGAGACAAGGUGAGAUGAUUCAUUCGCAGGCUGUAAAAACAGGACUUGAUGUUGAAAUGCCCGUCUGUGGGAGUCUUGUGAAUAUGUAUGCCAAAAAUGGUGUUCUUCCAGCCGCUCAAUCAAUAUUUUCCCAAGUUCCCGUCCCUGAUUUGAAGUGCUGGAAUUCAAUGCUUGGAGGAUACAGUUACCAUGGAUUGGCUGUGGAAGCAUUGAAGAUUUUUGAGGAGAUCCUGAAUCAUGGUCUUAAACCAGAUGCAGUGACAUUUUUGUCUCUGUUGUCUGCUUGUAGCUACGGGGGCUUGGUUGAAAGAGGAAAGUUCUUAUGGGGAUAUAUGAAGGAUAAUGGUUUGUUACCUGGGCCUAGGCACUACUCUUGCAUGGUAUGCUUGUUAAGUAGAGCAGGACUGGUGGAUGAGGCAGAAGAAAUGAUUAAUGAAUCGCGAUUCUCUGCUGACCAUCUAGAAUCAUGGAGAACUUUACUAAGCUCAUGUGUCGUCAAUAGAAAUUUAGAGGUAGGCAUUCGUGCAGCAGAGGAAGUUCUGAGAUUGGAUUCAGAAGAUACUGCAACCCAUGUUUUGCUUUCAAAUCUUUAUGCUGUCACGGGAAGAUGGGAUUAUGUUGCAGAAAUGAGGAAGAAGAUGAGAAGAUUAGUGUUAGGAAAGGAUCCUGGAUUAAGUUGGAUCGAGGCCAAAAACAAUGUACACGUAUUCUCUUCUGGUGAUCAAUCACAUCCAGAGUUUGAUGAAGCCAAAGCAGAAUUGCAUAGAUUACAAAGCAACAUGAUAAAGCCAAUUAUAGACGAACUGAUACAACCAUGGAACCUGCAUAGUCAGACAAGUGACAUGCUGGAGUUUACAAGUGUGGCAUGACUUCUCACGAACCAGGAAAAUUUGUAACCUUCAGCUGAAACUCAGCCUAUUCUGACCGAAAAUGGGAAGUCCAACCAGACGGGCUGAAUAUUAACUACAACCUGAGUCGACAUUUUUGAGAACUUUGCUCCAGCUAAGAGAAAAAAGGGAGAUGCUGCCAUGCAACGAGGGUUAUUGGUUUUUAUAUUUUAUGAAAGGAAUAUGUGGAUUACCUAAGAAGUUUGCUUGCCGCAAUAUGUGAUUCUCUAGAAAAAUAGUGCAAUGCUGCAGCGGGAUUCAAAGAUGAGAUUGAAGCAUGGAGUGAUGUUGCAGUCAAUUGCUAAUUUGUGGGAUCAUUCGGAAAGACAUAGCAGAGAAGAAAUCAAUUUGUCCUUUGAAAGAUUGAUUGUUUCCUAUAUUGUCAUUGAUAUGAUGACUCUACCGCUCUUGAUGGAAGUUUGUUUUUUGAAUGUAAUCAAUACUGUACACUACCUAGGGCCAUACCAUCAAAAUUUGGUAUCUGCCAAAAUAAUGUGCAAUGCUGUGUGCAAAAUGUGCAAUGCAGAUUUUACAUUUAGUGAUUCUUUGGAAAGCCUUACAA
Molecule: messenger RNA, 2922 nt
Organism: Tripterygium wilfordii
Lineage: Eukaryota; Viridiplantae; Streptophyta; Magnoliopsida; Celastrales; Celastraceae
Product: pentatricopeptide repeat-containing protein At3g50420
Exons: 1
Coding region: 195-2342 (715 amino acids)
Biological process (GO): RNA modification
Molecular function (GO): RNA binding; protein binding
Source: RefSeq, a predicted model, not a curated record